UUUCACAUGUCUAUAUAGCAACAGAUGAGAUCAGUAGUCUUUUUUCUUGAGUUGGAAUAGUGAAAGUUAAGCCUUUUCUUCAUAGUCAAAGAGCUGUGUGUCUAUCUUCAUUACAACUGCAUCACUUCUUUUCACAUAGCAUCAAAUAAGAUAAAGCUUGCUCAGAUUUUCACAUCAUCUAUGGCAACAAGUGGUGUAAAGGUUUUAGGAGCCAGGCAGAGCCCAUUUGUGAACAGGGUUGUGAUGGCGCUUGAGAUGAAAUCCAUCGAUUAUGAGUUAGUAGAAAUGAAUCCACGCCUAAAACCCGAGCUUCUUAUCAAAACCAACCCAGUUCACAAGAAAAUCCCAGUGCUCAUUCAUGGUGAUAGGACAAUAUGUGAGUCUCUUAUCAUUGUUCAAUAUAUUGAUGAUGCAUGGACCAAUGGCCCCUCGAUCCUUCCUCCUCAUCCCUACGACCGUGCCACAGCUCGAUUCUGGGCUGCUUUUGUCGAUGACAAGUUGGUCCCGUUACUCGGGCAGCUUAGGGAAGCCGAAGGAGAGGAAGCUAAAGAGUUGGUUUUCAAGAAAUUUUCUGAAGCAUUUAUGCAGUUGGAGGAGGCAUUCAUUAACUGCAGCAAAGGCAAGGCUUUCUUUGGUGGAGAUAGUGUUGGCUACCUUGAUAUAGCUCUGGGGAGUUUUGUUGGUUAUAUAAGGGUGGCUGAGAUGAUGAAUGAAACUAAACUCCUCGAUGAAACCAAGACUCCUCGUCUGGACGGAUGGGCAGAAAGGCUUUACUCCGACAACAUUGUUAAGGAUGUUUUGAUGGACCCUCAGUUGCUUCUAGUACAACUCCAGAGUGGUUUCCGGCAUUCAAGGAGCUCGAGAAGGCAUCGGGAGACGAGGGUAGAGGCACGAUCAUUGAGAGGAAACAUGAAGGAGCAGUGUUGUUGGAGGAGAGGCCUUUGUGAAAUGCAGCAGAUUGAAGGCUUAUUUUUGUGGAGAGAGCCUUAGCAACAAAUGAGAAUGUUGGAGUAUUAGUUGAAAGU
Molecule: messenger RNA, 1025 nt
Organism: Salvia splendens (bonfire salvia)
Lineage: Eukaryota; Viridiplantae; Streptophyta; Magnoliopsida; Lamiales; Lamiaceae
Product: glutathione S-transferase U17
Exons: 3
Coding region: 181-990 (269 amino acids)
Biological process (GO): glutathione metabolic process
Cellular component (GO): cytoplasm
Molecular function (GO): glutathione transferase activity
Source: RefSeq, a predicted model, not a curated record